AUGGGAAGACAAAGCAGUGAUCCAACUCCUGUUGCUUCCUCCAUUGCUCUCUUGCAGGAAAGAUUUAGACAGCUGCAAAGAGUGAAGGAGCAGAGAGAGGAAAGAGACCUUCUAAGACAAUUCUCGGGACCGGAACAGAUAACCCUAAUCAAGCAUUCUGAACCUGACAAGUUGCCAUUCCACCGUGAAACUAUCUUCACCUCGAGAUCAACGCUUCAAGAUUCACUAUCCCUUGGACUCAACCUGCAUGGCAAGCAUGCAGAGUUACAAGCCAUGAAGACCUCACCCUUAACAAAGUUGUGGUCCACUGAUCUCGCAAUAGUGAGCGGUGCAUCACACACUUCUGAUAAUUCUGAAGUUGAUACCUCUCUGCAUCUGUAA
Messenger RNA from Ilex paraguariensis (yerba mate), 381 nucleotides. NCBI's taxonomy places the organism in Eukaryota, Viridiplantae, Streptophyta, Magnoliopsida, Aquifoliales, Aquifoliaceae. The record is from the annotation of a GenBank genome assembly.